AUGACACCGCAAAUUUACUCUUCUCGAAUUCUUUGUCGAAAGCUUAGAGUCCUUCCUGAGGCAUUCGACGAAAAAAAUCACUGGCUGUCGGAAGAGGUUCUACCAUGGUGGCAGAACUUCUGGCGUGAAAAUUCGCAGAGAAAAAGUAGUCGCAACAUGAUGACACGAGAUAGAUUUGUCUCGCGAGCGUAUGGCGUGUGA
This is a messenger RNA of Sclerotinia sclerotiorum 1980 UF-70, 201 nucleotides long. RefSeq lists its product with no specific name. The transcript has 3 exons. The record is from RefSeq and is a predicted model, not a curated record. Bases 1 to 201 code for a protein of 66 amino acids. NCBI's taxonomy places the organism in Eukaryota, Fungi, Ascomycota, Leotiomycetes, Helotiales, Sclerotiniaceae.